UUUUUCCAAACUACUGUACGUACUCGAUUUACAAAUACAAAGUUUGAGUUUCCUAUAAAAAUCAUAUUUUUGGCUUUCUGUCAAAAAUCUUCAUUUUUUUUAAUUUUUCCGAUUUAAUUACCAACAUCAUUAUUAAUAGAGUAAUUUAUGGGUAAAUACGUGGACUAGGGCGCUUAUAAUGGAUGACGAUAUAGUCGACAGCCAUUGUGAUCCGCAAAAACCGCGUGGUAUUUCCUAUGAGAACAUCACCACUGCUGAUUUGCUUUUGUUGGACGAAGUGAUUAAAACGCCAUGUACGCGCGCUAUGAACUGUGUUGAAUAUAAUAUGGAGAUAUUUUUUAAGAAAGAAUUCAUGCAGACGAUGGGCAGUUUCAAAGCACGAGGAGCACGUUUUGCCUUACUUUACCUCUCAGACAAGCAAAAACAAAUUGGUGUUAUAACUGCCUCAACGGGGAAUCACGCCUUGGCCUUAAGUUAUCAAGGUAAUCUACUCAAAAUCCCCGUUACAGUUGUGGUGCCAACUUGUACCGCCCCGCAGACUAUUGUAAAAUGCCGUUCUUAUAAUGCGCAUGUGAUUACUGAGGGUCGCGACAUUGCUGAAUCCAGAGUGGUUGCUUUAGUUUUAGCUAAGGAGCGGGAACUAGAAUAUAUCGAUAGUUAUGAUCAUCCACAUGUAAUCGCCGGGAAUGGCACGAUAGGCUUUGAGAUACUAAGGCAAGUACCAAAAAUAGACGCCAUCGUUGUGCCUGUUGGAGGUGGUGGACUCAUAGCGGGUAUUGCCACAGCAGUUAAGACGGUAUCACCACAGACACUAAUUAUUGGUGUGGAGUUGGAAAAGUGUCCCAGUUUCCAACGUGCCAUGGAGAAUGAGAAACCAACUUACACACCACCAAAUAACUCGCUGGCUGACGGUUUGCUCGUGCCCAAGGUGGGUUGCAAUGCCUUCUCCAUGGUUGCGGUUUUGAUAGAUAAGUUGGUGUUGGUACGCGAUGCUUGGGUGGCGUUGGCAAUGCUGCGACUGGUUGUCGAAGAGGAGUGCGUAGUCGAGGGCGCCGGUGCUGUGGGAUUGGCGGCGAUACUAGCUGGUCACUUGAAUGAAUUGCAUCUGAAGAGAGUUGUGGUUUUACUUAGUGGCUGUAAUACCUAUGAGGCUGCUUUCGGACGUGCUCUUGAGUGUGGAAUGGCUGCCGAACGACGUUUAUUGCCAGAUGAGACUGAGCAUAAUGUCUGCAGCGCACUUACACUUAUCGAAAAGCUUACUAAAAUUGGUCUAAAUGUGAAUGAUAUAUUAUCAGAAUGUGUAUGGUUGCCAUUAGCAUAUAGUUUGGAACUUGAACAACGUGCCAAGGCUGUAAUUCAUGAACUCGCAUUAGACGAGAUGCGAAAACCACCAAGUGACAACGAGGAAGGCGACGUACAACCAACGACAUCGGCACGAAGUCAAAACGAAGCCGUGAGAAAUCAAAACGAAGUCGCAAGAGGUCAAAAGGAAACUGCAAGAAGUCAAAGUAAAGCCGCAAAAAGUCCAAGAGUAGUACCAGAAGCGAAACACGAAGAUACUAGCAAGGAGACGCAAAAACAGGUGGUUGAAGAUAUCCAAGCCAAAUCAGCUCCAGAAAAAUGCGCAAUGCCUGUGCAUGCGCCAUUAAAAACCAGAAAAUCUUCCAUAACAAACCGAAAGUUGAUCUUCAAAAGGCCGGCUAAAUAAAGACUUCCCGUACCGCCGGUUUUCUGAAUGUCUAAAAACCGGAAAACUAAAACAAAGCCUCAAAGCCCUUAAGAGGCAACAACAAAUAUGUAAUUCAUAAAAUUUCAUUUCAUCUCAUUUAUAAAACGUUUGCAAAAAUUGUUGCACUAAAAACCAAAAAUAUUUCAAUAAAUCAUGCUUCAUCUUCACCCGCAGUUUCGGCCGAAA
This is a messenger RNA of Zeugodacus cucurbitae (melon fly), 1915 nucleotides long. Its product is annotated as L-threonine dehydratase catabolic TdcB. The record is from RefSeq and is a predicted model, not a curated record. The transcript has 7 exons. Lineage: Eukaryota; Metazoa; Arthropoda; Insecta; Diptera; Tephritidae. Gene Ontology annotation, biological process: L-serine catabolic process; L-threonine catabolic process. The coding region runs from base 179 to 1708 and encodes 509 amino acids. Gene Ontology annotation, molecular function: threonine deaminase activity; L-serine ammonia-lyase activity.